Argiope bruennichi is the source of this 1376-nucleotide messenger RNA. Its product is annotated as zinc finger Ran-binding domain-containing protein 2-like. The transcript is spliced from 9 exons. Gene Ontology annotation, molecular function: RNA binding; lipopolysaccharide binding. The coding region runs from base 151 to 1029 and encodes 292 amino acids. Gene Ontology annotation, biological process: RNA processing. NCBI's taxonomy places the organism in Eukaryota, Metazoa, Arthropoda, Arachnida, Araneae, Araneidae. The record is from RefSeq and is a predicted model, not a curated record.
AAAGAAUAAAUUUAUUAUUUAAUUUUUUUCGUUUCCAAACUGAUUGGUUCAUUAAUGUAGUGUGAUAGGACUUCAAAAGUUUUGCGAGUAUUUCUUUUUUUGUAUAUUCUAUUUAACGUUUGUAUUCAAAGCAUAUUUCAUUCAUUAUUAAUGUCCUCCAGCGAGAAAUUCAAAAUGAAUGACGGCGAUUGGAUAUGUUCAGAUACUCAGUGUAGUAAUGUGAAUUUUGCUCGAAGGUCUACUUGCAAUCGUUGUGGAAAAGAAAAAACUGCCAUACCACAGCGCAAAAAAUUGGGCCAUGAAAUUGGCAAAGCUGCUGCUGAGAAAAGUAGAGGUCUUUUCAGUGCUGAUGAUUGGCAAUGUGGAAGAUGUGGUAAUGUAAAUUGGGCUAGGAGACAGACUUGCAACAUGUGCAAUGCUCCCAAAUUUGGUGAAGUGGAAGAAAGAACAGGCCUUGGAGGAGGCUAUAAUGAAAGAGAAAAUGUUGAAUACAUUGAAAGAGAAGAAUCUGAUGGAGAGUAUGAUGAGUUUGGACGAAAGAAAAAGAAAUACCGAGGAGAUGAAAAACCGUUAAAAAAUAAAUACCAAAGUCUUAAAGAUGAAAAAGUGAAAGAAAUCUCCAAGCAGAAAUAUGAAGAGGAGGAAGAAGAAGAUGAUGAGGAUGAUGAAGACGGUGAUCUCUCCAAAUAUGACUUGACAGGUUGGGGAGAUGAUGAUGAGGAAGGAGAGAAUGAUAAAUCCAAGAAAGAAAAUUCUACAUCUCGAUCUCACUCUUCUGCAUCAUCUAGGUCAUCACGUUCUAAGUCACGAUCAUCCAGCAGUUCAUCUCGUUCAUCAAAGUCUUCACAUUCUAGUUCUGAUUCAGAAAAGCCAAAGUUGAAAAAUAAGAGACAAUACUCCAGGUCCAGAUCUAAUUCUCCAGAAAGAAGAAAGAAAAGUAGGAAAGGUUCUUCAAGUAGCAGUAGAUCAUCUUCUAGGUCAAGAUCAAGGUCUAAGUCUCAUUCACCUGUGAACAACCGCAAGAGAUGAAGCAGCAAGCUGUUUGCUUGACAGUUAAAGAUAGUUGGCAAAGAUCAGUUUCUGGAUGAAAAUGCAUUAUCAAGUGCUCUUCAGUAUCAAAGAUGCAUGUGCGUCCUUUUUAUAUACCUCCCUUUCUUUGUUUUCUUCCAGUUAGUAUUAAAUUUCUUAUUAAGUUUUAUUGAAUAAGCUAAUGCAUAUAAGAUUUUCUUAAAUAUUUCAGAAAUUAGUAAUAUUUCAAGAGAUGUUAGUUAUAGGAAUUUUGAUGCCUCAUAUCAUCCUGUUGUGUUUUUAUGCAUGCUAAGUCAUUGCAUAUACAAUUAAAAAAUGUAAGCAUAAAUAAAUUAUAAACUUAGAAA